AUGAAAGAAGCCAAUUCCACGACAGAUCCGAUCGGGCAAAACCUAAUAAAGCUCAUAAGCAAUGUCUGCUUCUCCGUGUUUGUAUUCACUGUUCUUGUAUUUACUGUAAUCGCGAUAACAUACCAACCACCCGAUCCAUGGGAAUCUUCGAGAGCCCUAACUAGGGUUUUCACAGAGGUGGAAAAUGCCACGUUUCAGACAGAUAACUCAGUCCUCAAAACCGGGGAAGACAUCGGAAUGGCUCUUCUCAGCCCAAGUCCAGCUCCUUCCGAAGCUGAUGUCGAGUCAAGCGACUCACAAAACUCCCCAACAAUCGAGAAAUCAGAAGAAAAAGUGUUUCUCGACUAUCAAACACCAGUCAACACCUCAAAUCCAAACGAAUGUGAUGUCACAUGGAGAUUCCGGAAUCGGAAAGAGAAAUCCUGGAGAAGGUAUAGAGAUUUCAGAAGGUUCAGGAUCGGAUUCACCGAUUCCUGCACUUACAAAGUAAUCGGAGCAAAAGGAUGGCAUUCCGGUGUCAAUGCUCGUCGUCCCAGGAAUAGAAUCAACAAUUCCACCAGAACUGGAAUCCGAUCGAAUUUCUCUUCUUCUUCUUUCCGUGAUGAUGAAAUCAACGAUACAAUUCCAAUUCUAGGUUCAGAUCAAUCUUUCAGAAACGGGAAAUAUUUAUAUUAUUCACGAGGAGGGGAUUAUUGUAAGAACAUGAAUCACUACAUUUGGAGCUUCUUAUGUGCCCUAGGUGAAGCUCAAUAUUUAAAUCGCACAUUUGUUAUGGAUUUAAGCGUUUGUUUAGCAUCAGAUUACACAUCAAGUGGAAAAGACGAAGAAGGAAAAAGACUUCAGAUUCUAUUUCGACUUUGA
Molecule: messenger RNA, 861 nt
Organism: Lactuca virosa
Lineage: Eukaryota; Viridiplantae; Streptophyta; Magnoliopsida; Asterales; Asteraceae
Source: the annotation of a GenBank genome assembly